Spirometra erinaceieuropaei is the source of this 618-nucleotide messenger RNA. The record is from the annotation of a GenBank genome assembly. Lineage: Eukaryota; Metazoa; Platyhelminthes; Cestoda; Diphyllobothriidea; Diphyllobothriidae.
AUGAUCAAGGCUUUCCUCAGUCGUUGGGUUGCUAUCUUUGGUGCACCCUCCGAAAUCACGACUGACCGUGGUGCCCAGUUUGAGUCUAACCUCUUCCAGUCUGUAUUCUCCUUUUUAGGCUGUACCCGCAUACGGACGACAGCCUAUCACCUGGCUGCUGACGGGAUGGUCGAGCGGUUUCACCGCCAGCUGAAGGCCUCCCUACGCGCCGCGGCCGAUCCGGAGAACUGGACGGACCACCUUCCCCUGGUCCUCUUGGGCAUCCGCUCCACCCUCAAGUCGGACCUUGACUGUUCCGCAGCUGAAAUGGUGUUCGGCGCCACUGUCCGACUCCCCGGUGAGAUGAUCUCGCCAAUCGCGCGAGAUGCAGUUGAGGAUCCCACCAACCUCCUGCAUCGCCUCCGACAGUUUAUGCGGACACUUUCUCCGGUUCCUCCCAGGUCCUCCGCCUCUUCGUCUUAUCUCGAGAAGGACUUGGCAACGUGCUUUCACGUAUACCUGCGAUGUGGUCGAGUCCGCCGGCCUCUGGAACCACCCUAUGACGGCUCAUUCCGGGUGCUCUCUCUCGCGAGACGAAGACUUUCCGCAUUCAACGCGACAAUCGCGAAGAGGUCGUGA